Messenger RNA from Pochonia chlamydosporia 170, 1323 nucleotides. Its product is annotated as beta-lactamase. The record is from RefSeq and is a predicted model, not a curated record. Lineage: Eukaryota; Fungi; Ascomycota; Sordariomycetes; Hypocreales; Clavicipitaceae. Bases 1 to 1323 code for a protein of 440 amino acids. The transcript has a single exon.
AUGUACAUCUCCAAGAGUAGUACACUUGCUCUAGCAAUGCUAGCAUCCGCACAGACAAGCUACGCCAACUCCAACUGCGACGUCCUCAAAUAUGGCACCCCCGAGUCGGUGGGCAUGCUGUCCAAGCCGCUCAAGCAAAUGGUCACCAACCUGACGCACUUCACCGAGAAGCGCAACUGGACGAGCCACUCGUACAACCAAAUCGUGCCCAUUGAACCCGGAGGCACGACCAUCAUCGCCCACAAGGGCACCAUCGUGAGCCACUUUGCCUUUGGGAAGCGGAAUCUGUGGGCGGGCGUCAACGGCACCGAGGGCACGCUGCUGCCGCCGUCGAAGCAGGAGGCCGCCACGGAGGACACCAUCUACGACAUGGCCAGCCUGACCAAGAUGUUCACGACGGUUGCGGUGCUGCGGUGUAUCGACAGGGGCCAGGUGUCACUGAAUGCCACGGUGGCGAGCUACGUCCCCGAGUUUGCUGUCAAUGACAAGGGAAACGUGACGCUUUUGCAGCUGCUCACGCAUACGAGUGGGUUGAAUGCCGAUCCUGUGCCGGGGCUGUUUGACCCCAGGUAUCCGACGUAUGAGUCGAGGAUCAAGGCGAUUCUGGGCCAGAAGCUGGUGUAUAAGACGGGGACCAAGUACCUCUACUCGGACCUGAACUUCAUGACGUUGAUGCUGGUGGUGGAAAAGGUCACGGGGAAGAAGCUCGAUGACAAUAUCUACGAGUACACGAGCUUGCUGGGCAUGCACAGCACCUUCUUCAACAGGGGCAACGUCGAGGGUCCCAAGUUCAAGUACUACAGGAAGAUGGCGGCUCAGGAGUUUCAAAUCGCCGUGGAGGGCAACAUCCCGGGACUGCCUCAGCGUCCGCAGCCUGUUCGUGGGACGGUCCACGACGAGAACGCCUGGGCUUUGAACGGCGUGUCCGGCCACGCUGGUCUGUUUUCUACGACGGGCGACACCGCGCGCUUCUGUCAGAUGAUUCUGAAUAACGGCACGUACGGCGGCCAUCGGAUACUGUCCAAAAAGUCGGUGGAUUUGAUCUUUACGAAUUUCCUGGCGGACUUGGGUGAGGAUCAUGGCGUUGGGUUCGAGCUGAACCAGUUUUAUACGGCUGGUCCCAUGGCGAAUAUGCUGGCUGCGAGUCAUACGGGCUUCACGGGGACGUCUAUGGUGAUUGAUCGGGCGAGUAAUACGCUGUUUGUGCACUUGAGUAAUCGGGUGCAUCCGAGCAGGAGCUGGAGUAGUAAUAAUAUUGUGAGGGAGACGUUGGGCGCGUGGGUGGCGACGGCGCUGGGGAGGAGGGUUGAGUUUCCGCUGUGA